Molecule: messenger RNA, 891 nt
Organism: Candidozyma auris
Lineage: Eukaryota; Fungi; Ascomycota; Pichiomycetes; Serinales; Metschnikowiaceae
Gene: SEC13
Product: GTPase-activating protein SEC13
Exons: 1
Coding region: 1-891 (296 amino acids)
Biological process (GO): positive regulation of TOR signaling; protein import into nucleus; COPII-coated vesicle budding
Cellular component (GO): COPII vesicle coat; nuclear pore outer ring
Molecular function (GO): structural molecule activity; protein binding
Source: RefSeq, a predicted model, not a curated record
AUGGUGGCUAUCACAGACGCUCAUGAUGAUUUAAUUCAUGACGCCGUGCUCGACUACUAUGGCAAAAGAUUGGCAACGGCUUCCUCAGACAAGACCAUCAAGAUCUUCGAUAUCGAGGGAACCGAGAACUACAAGUUGGUGGAAACCUUGGUUGGCCACGAUGGUCCCAUUUGGCAAGUAGCAUGGGCGCACCCUAAAUUUGGCUCGAUCUUGGCCUCGUGCUCGUAUGAUGGUAAAGUAAUUGUGUGGAAAGAGCAGCCUGACCUGAGAUGGUCUGAGAUUGCAACUCACGCGGCUCACCUGGCUUCGGUAAACUCUGUUUCGUGGGCACCUCACGAGUUGGGUGCUGUUUUGUUGUGUACUUCAUCUGACGGAAAAGUUUCGUUGUUGGAAUUCAACGAUGAUGGAACCACAUCCCAUGUUAUCUUCGAUGCCCACGCGAUUGGCGUGAACCUGGCCUCCUGGGCGCCAUUGGGCGCUUCAAGCGCCAAAGAUGUUGGAAAACAACAACGAAGGUUUGUUACCUGUGGCUCUGAUAAUUUGGCAAAAAUAUGGAGGUACGAUGCUACUCUGAACUCCUAUGUUGAGGAGGCAACGUUAGCAGGGCACACAGAUUGGGUCAGAGACGUUGCGUGGUCUCCAUCGAUAUUGGUCCGCUCGUACAUUGCAACUGCCUCCCAAGACCGUACAGUUCUCAUCUGGUCUCAAGACAGUCAGGGCGUCUGGCAAAAGCAACCAUUAACUCCCGAGCCAUUCCCCGACGUGUGUUGGAGAGCCUCAUGGUCAUUGCUGGGGAACAUCUUGGCUGUAUCAGGCGGCAAUAAUAAAGUGACGCUAUGGAAGGAGAACUUGAAGGGUGACUGGAUGUCUGCUGGGGAAGUAGAGCAGUAA